AUGGAUUUCUUGGACGAGAUGCGAAGCGCUUACAGGACUGCGAUAAAAGGGAAAUGGAAGAAUCUGCCUCAAGAAAUAUUGAUCCACAAGGCGAAAAUCAUGUUUCCCAUGACAACCGGCGGAGACACGGCGAUGCAUCUCGCCGUGUACAGCAGAAAAGAAGAGCCGACGAAAUCUCUGCUGGCGGCGACCUCAGAGGUGGAGAGAGAGUUCUGGACGAAUAGUGCUGGAAAUACGCCGUUGCACGAAGCUGCCGCCGUCGGGAAUCUGGCUGCCGUCAAGCUUCUGGUGGAGUACAAAAAAGAGGAUCUGUUGGCGCAGAACAUUUACGGCGAAACGCCUCUGUUCAGAGCGGUCAGAUUCGGACACCUUCACAUCGUCGAGUACAUUCUGGAAGAUUGUGAAGAUUACUUUUCUCGAUCGCCGAUAAAUUGGACCAAGGAGAAGGAAUUUCCGAUCAUUCACGCGGCUAUUCAGAGCGAGAAAUUCGAUGUGGUUCUGAGACUGGUUGAUUUCGAUAAAUCGCUGUUGGAGAUGAAGGAUGAAGACGGCAAAACGGCUCUCUAUGUGCUCGCAAACAUGCCACUCAUUUUUCGAAGCGGAUCCUCCAUGGGAUCCUUGGAAAAAAUUAUCUAUGCGGUGCUCCCCAGUGAAGAUAUUUAUAAAUAUAAUUUUAAAACUUUUGGAUCUUCCAACAAAGAUGACUCUGAAAGCUCCGGUGCUUUGAACAACAAGAAGAAUGAAGAUUUAGAAGCACAACAUAAUCCUGAUUAUGGACUUAAUUUUUGCCGUUCAAAUUGUUGGAAAUAUUUUGUACACUUUUUGACGUGCUACUUCUGGAGAUUCAUCUUUCUAGGGUGGCCGCAAUGGAAACAACUGUACCGGAAAAAGCAGCACCACAAAUUGGCCGUAACCAUCACCAAGAUGCUUGCUGAGAUCGAUUAUUCAUGGCGCAACACCGAUUCGACGCCGGAGAUCAACGAAAUCGACUACGGAGCCCGUCGCGGAGAACGUAAACAGAUAGAAGAAGGAUCCCUCCUCAUCAACAAGAUCCAAACGGAGGAGGACGACAAAUCGAAAAG
Messenger RNA from Momordica charantia (bitter melon), 1082 nucleotides. RefSeq lists its product as uncharacterized. NCBI's taxonomy places the organism in Eukaryota, Viridiplantae, Streptophyta, Magnoliopsida, Cucurbitales, Cucurbitaceae. Gene Ontology annotation, cellular component: membrane. Gene Ontology annotation, molecular function: protein binding. The record is from RefSeq and is a predicted model, not a curated record.